CGUCAAAACCAGAAGGAGAAGGAGGAAGGAGGAGGGAGGAGGGGGAAGGAGGGGAGAGGAGUUCGAUUCAAUUCGACAAUCGCCUUCGAAUUGCGCCGCCCUUCUUCUCUCUCUCUCUCUCUCUCUCGCUCUUCCGCGGCGGCAAUGCCGAUGCGAUUGCCCUCGCUCUCCGCCCGGAACCGAGGCCGCGCUCUCCGCCGUCGCCAGCGGCGCCAAUCUUGCUGCUAGCCCCGCUGGUUUCCAGCGAGGGACGCCGCCCGUUCUCUGCUGUUUGUUUGUUCCUCUUUUGCUGUUGCCGACGACGACGAUAGAUGUGGUGCCGAUGUACUCGAGCAACUUGACGGGAUUCGUGCUGGCGGUCGUCUCCAGCGCCUUCAUCGGCUCCAGCUUCAUCAUCAAGAAGAAGGGCCUCCAGCGGGCCGGCGCCACCGGCGCUCGCGCCAGUGGUGGAGGAUAUGCUUACCUGUUGGAGCCGCUAUGGUGGUUGGGCAUGGUUACGAGUAAGUCGGUUCCUCUUCUUGCUGUGAUUGUGGGCGAAAUAUCGAAUUUUGUGGCUUACGUUUACGCCCCUGCCGUGCUUGUGACGCCGCUGGGUGCAUUGAGUAUCAUUGUCAGUUGUGACUUUGACAGUGCUAUCCUGGCGCAUUUCAUGUUGAACGAGAAACUUCAGAGGAUGGGGAUGUUGGGGUGCCUUUUGUGCAUUGUGGGCUCCACAAUAAUAGUUCUUCAUGCUCCCGAAGAGCGUUCAAUUAAUUCUGUCGAGGAAAUAUGGGAAUUAGCAAUUCAACCAGCAUUUCUUUUGUAUACAGCGUCAGUAGUAGCAGUGGCAUUGACGCUGAUCUUUUAUUGUGCUCCUCGCUAUGGCCAAACAAAUAUAAUGGUUUACAUUGGAAUUUGCUCGAUUAUCGGGUCCUUGACGGUUGUAAGUAUAAAGGCAAUCGGCAUUGCGAUCAAGCUCACAUUGGAGGGAACAAACCAGAUUGUAUAUUUCCAGACGUGGAUUUUUGCAAUGGUUGCAGUUACCUGUAUUAUCACCCAGUUAAAUUAUCUAAACAUGGCAUUGGAUAUAUUCAACACUGCUGUUGUUUCGCCUAUCUAUUAUGCCAUGUUUACAUCUUUUACAAUAUUAGCCAGUGCGAUUAUGUUCCAGGAUUAUUCUGGUCAAAGUGUGAGUAGCAUAGCAUCAGAACUUUGCGGAUUCAUCACUGUGCUAUCUGGAACUGCCGUAUUGCAUAGUACAAGAGAACCGGAUCCUCCUCCAAUUACAGAUUUAUAUACACCACUAUCACCAAAAGUGUCGUGGUACAUCCCGAGCAAUGGGGAAGUGUGGAGACAGAAGGAUGAAGAUGGAUCAUUUCCUGGCUUUGUUACAAUUUUGCGUCCGGACUAUUUCAAAUAAGUCAUGUGCACUUGCAGGUGACAUAUUUUCAAAAGAUGUUGCCAAAUCUCGCCGAUGUAGUGUAAAAAUGGAAAUUUGUUUGUGCGAGCAAACCAGAUCAUGGGGGAGCUCCACUCUAGCAAUUUCUAGAAUUUAAAUUUACCUGAGUAGCCGAUCUGUAUGCGCGAGUGUGAUGACGUUAGGAGACUCACUUCCCUUAGUUCUAAGGUUCAUUCGAUACCCCAUUCUUGUGCUUCUCAAAAUUUUGGCUCCGCGUCGCGACUUAUAUUACCGGGAAUACGGUGUACAUGGCUUUGAGUUUUGAAGCGAGCUAACCCAUGUAAUUUAAUUUAUUUGAUAUUGAACAAUACAUGUACAUUCAUGUACUCAAUUCUUUUUCUAAUGAGAUGCAGCUUCUGCAAUUAUUAUUCA
Molecule: messenger RNA, 1810 nt
Organism: Syzygium oleosum
Lineage: Eukaryota; Viridiplantae; Streptophyta; Magnoliopsida; Myrtales; Myrtaceae
Product: probable magnesium transporter NIPA6
Exons: 9
Coding region: 323-1399 (358 amino acids)
Biological process (GO): magnesium ion transport
Cellular component (GO): membrane
Molecular function (GO): magnesium ion transmembrane transporter activity
Source: RefSeq, a predicted model, not a curated record